Molecule: messenger RNA, 2514 nt
Organism: Cucumis melo (muskmelon)
Lineage: Eukaryota; Viridiplantae; Streptophyta; Magnoliopsida; Cucurbitales; Cucurbitaceae
Product: fasciclin-like arabinogalactan protein 10
Exons: 1
Coding region: 1029-2300 (423 amino acids)
Cellular component (GO): plasma membrane
Source: RefSeq, a predicted model, not a curated record
CUUUUUUGUUUUUUUGAUGAAGAUAAUGAAUUAUAUAGGGUAAAAGUUGGAGCAGUAUCGGAACCAUAGAAGAGAUGUCAUAAUGUAGUGGCACACUCCAUUGUCCCCAUAAGUGCAUCAAAUGGGUGGAAAUUACUGUCGUCGUCAUCAUCAUUAUUAUUAUUAUUAUUUAUAAAAAAAAUAAAUUAUUAAGAUGCAAAAUUGAAAAAUAAUUUAAAAUAAAUAAAUAAAUACAUAAAACAAAAAGAGGAAAAGCGGAGGCAGCCCCCAUUCUUUCAACUACUCUUCCCAACAGCCUUCCAUCAUCAUUUCCCUAUUUUGACCUCCACGUUCUUAGCUUACGAGCUAAACUGAUCAAAUGAAAAAAUAAAAUAAAAAACUUCAAAAAAAAAAAAAAUGUUUGAAAAACAAAAUUUAUACUUUGAUUCCCAACAAAAGUUUGCGAAGAAGAAAGCAUCCGAAGCCUAAACGAUUUAUCAAUUAAUGUGUGCAGGUUUUGUAUGUCCCCUUUUUAUGAAACUAUUUAUCAAAUAUAUAAAUAAAAUUCAAACUUUUAAAAAUGAAAUGAAAUGAAAUAGAAGAAAGAAAAAUACAAAUACUUAAUGAAAAAGAGAAAUUCCUUCCCACCAAAAAACAAAACCCUCCAACGUUCUUCUUAUUCUCAGUUUACCGUUAGUAAUGUGACCGUUUGGUCCAAAAUAAAUAAAAUAAUAUUUGAUGUUAUUAGGGAGAAAAGCGUAAUUUGGGAGUAAAGUAGGAGAAAGCAAGAAGCCACCUCUUUGCCAAACACUACGCCAAGCACAUAAACCACUUUUGUUAUUUCCAGCUGUGUCCAAAAGCGCUCUCUCCCCUCUCUUUUCUCUUAUUCCCCCAAAAUACCCCUAACCAUAGUUACCUUCCCCCACCCCUCAACCCCAGUUAACUAACUUAACCACUCUCUCUCUUUUAUUACCCUCUCCACUCUCUCUCCCUAAACCCACACUCUUCAUUUUCCUCCUCCUUCCUCUGUUCCUCUUUCACCCUUUCCCAUGGCGCCUUCCAAAUCUCUUCUCCUCUUCCUCGCCUUCGCCGCUACUGCAGCCAUCGUCUCCGCCCACAAUAUUACCGACAUGCUCAAAGACUACCCUCAGUACAGCGUUUUCAGCAAUUAUCUCCAACAAACCAGACUCGCCGACGAAAUCAACAGCCGUCAGACCAUCACCGUCCUCGUCGUCUCUAAUGGCGCUCUCUCUCCCAUCCUCGACAAACAUCCUCUCUCCGUUAUCAAAAAUAUCCUCAGUCUCCACAUCGUCCUGGACUACUACGAUCCCGCGAAACUCCACAAGAUCUCCAACGGGACCACUCUCUCCACUACGCUCUACCAAACCACAGGUCAUGCGCCUGGAAAUCUAGGUUUCGUCAACAUUACCGAUCUCCAAGGCGGUAAGGUCGCAUUCGGCUCCGCCGUACCCGGAUCUAAACUUGAAUCAAGUUACACGAAGUCGGUUGUGAGUAUGCCAUACAACAUUUCGGUUAUUGAGAUCAGCGCACCGAUUGUAGCGCAGGGGAUUUUGACAGCUCCGGCUCCCUCGGCUUCCGAUGUUAACAUAACGGCUUUGCUCGAGAAAGCUGGAUGUAAGACGUUUGCGUCGCUGAUUGUUUCUAACGGUGUGAUUAAGACUUACGAAUCCGCGGUUGAGAAAGGAUUGACUAUUUUUGCGCCGAACGAUGAGGCGUUUAAAGCCGAUGGAGUUCCAGAUCUGAGUAAGCUUACUAAUGCUGAGGUUGUUUCGCUUCUUCUAUACCAUGCUCUGCCUGGUUACACUCCAAUCGGCACAUUGAAGACGACUAAGGAUCCAAUCAAUACUCUGGCUACUGGAAGUGCCGGAAAGUUCGACAUUACCACGACUACAGCCGGAGAUGCCGUUACUCUCCACACCGGGGUUGGACCAUCGAGAAUCGCCGAUACAGUCCUGGACUCGACUCCACUCGCUAUUUUCAGCGUCGAUAGUCUGUUACUCCCAUCGGAGUUGUUUGGAAAGUCUCCUUCUCCGGCGCCAGCACCAGAGCCAGUGAGUUCGCCUUCGCCGACGCCGUCUCUUGCUCCGAGUCCAAGCCCUAGCGCGAAGGCUCCAUCUCCGUUCGCGGCGUCGCCACCUGCUCCUCCAUCCGACGCGCCGGAAGGUUCUCCAGCAAAUGCACCUACUGCGGAGGCGCAAACAAGUACUCCGGGAAGUUCCGCCGUCGGGGUGAAAGCUUCGGGUAUGGUGGUUGUUGCCGCCAUUGCUACGAGUAUUGUUUCCUCCCUUUUAUUGUCCUAAAUCGUAAUUUUCCCUCGCAUCAGCAGUUUUCUUAUUUUAGUUUUAAUUUAAUUUUAUUUAUUGUACUUUUUAUUGAUAUGAAUUUUUUUUAUGGAGUUCAUUAGUAUUUUCUGAAUACACCUUUGUAGAGAGUGAGUGAGCGACAGAGUAUGUAGUGGUGUGGCUUCCACUGUCUUUUCUUUCUUUGUUUUUGAGUAUUGAGCUGAGUUGAGCA